UACCAUCCACUCCUCUAACAUUUUAGAACAAAAUAAGACAUUUUUUCAGUCUUCUCAUUUUUAUGUGCGUGUUCUCCGUCUCCUGUUUCUACUCAUGUUCUACUAUUCUGUAUUCAUCUCUUUCUCCUCUCUCCAUCUCUUUCUCCUCUCUCCUUUUUCCACCUUUCCUGAAUUGUUUCCUCUUCCUAUUUCUUUUUAUCUCUUUCCUGUCCUCGGUGUACCUCUUUUCUUGAUUGACCUCCCUUUUAGUCUCACUCCAUAGCUGCCAUGACAUUGAUACAUGUGUUUGAAACUGUGUGUGGGGGGGGCUGCAUCUGUGUGAGCAUUAUACUCACUGUAUACAAGCUGGUAUUUCUUUUCUAAAAUGGUUUUCUCAUCCCUUUAAAAACUACUGUACAACAUUAUGUGAUGCUCAGUUGAUUUGCUUAGCAUAUUACUGGUGAACACAGUAUAACUAUUUUUCACUUCUGUUUUCAUAGUAUUUCAUAAGAUCCUAAGAAACAGUCAGUUUUCUUUGCUAUGCUUACUAUAUAGGAUGCUUUAUUUAAUAGGUAUAAAAAAGACUGUUACAUUAGAAAAUAAUUAUAGCUCUUAUUCAUCCCAAUUUUCCCACCAUGUAUAAGACAAGCUGCCAUGAUUUCAUGGAGGGGAAUUGUCUGUGGACUUUCCUAAUAGGAGACAUAUUCUUCUGCUGAUUCUUCUUAUAGUUGCAUGAAAAACCAGAAAUACUACUUCAUAAGUUAGCUUAGGGGCUUUGCAUUUGCUGUUCCUAGAGUUCUCUCUGCCCACAUGCCUUGUUCCUUAACUUCCUUUUAAUUCUACUCACAUUUCAUAUGAUCAGGGAAGCUUUUCCCAUGCACCUAAUAGCAGUUGCUGUCCCAGCAUUGUAUUGGAAUGUCAAUUCACCUCACCUACAGGAGAGAUCACUGUCUUCUGCCUUUUCCUGUGUCUGUCUCUCAUUCUUAUCCCACAACCCUGUUUACUCUUGCUCAGAGUGGCACAGACCACUACUUCCUAAACCUAAUGGUCUUGAUUCAGUAAAUCUGAAAUGGGAUUGAUAUUAAAACUGAUAGACUUUUAAUAAUUUCCCAGGUAAAGCCAAUACUGCUAUUCCACAGGCCACACUUUGAAUAACGAGUGUGUAGAAACUAGUGCGAUAGUUAUAUAAAUCCAGUGCCAGAUUCCUAGACGUUUAGGUCAUAUUUGUCAGGAAUCGACUGAGAAUGUGUGCAAAGCAUCUCAGCUCUUCCCUGCAGUGGGCUGGGCCUGCAGCCAGAUGGCAGUCCCCCAGUCUCUUUCCUGGUUUCAGUUAGAAGGACCAGUGAACAGGCUUUAUAGGGAAAAAGCUAUACUGUAAGGUCAGUAUGAGCCAGAAUCAUUUUCUGUUCAUGUAUAUAUCCACAGCCUCAGAAACAACCUGGCUCUAAGUAAGGGUUCAACAAACAUUUGUUGGAUUGAAUGUGAAUGAAUCCUUUAUUGUUUUGUAUUUCUAGCUGCCAUUUUCAUCAAAGGUAUGAUGAGUCUCAGUGGCAUUCAUUGUGGUUCUCCCUGAGUGUAGUUGCUAUCAUCAUGCUUUCAGAUUCUUUCUGCUCAUACAAGUAAUAAAUGCCUCAGUAUUUUUGUCAAGUUGAAUUCAGCAGCAUUUAAAGUAAACUCGUGCUGGUUUUCUCACAUGAGAAAUAACUAAUUUUCCUAAAUAAUAACUUGGGUGAAUCACAAGAGCUUUUCUAUUUUUGUCUCUUAUUAUUACAAAGUCCUUAUUGUAAAGAAUUAUUAACAAUCCCACAGCAGUCUCUAACUACAUUAAUACUUCUCAAUGAAAGCAUUCAUCAAACAAUAUCUUAAUGAUUCUAGUGUCUCCUUAGCAUUUGUAUAGAAUGGAAAAGUGCCCUUAGUUUAUCAUGACAGCCUAGACUAGAAGUCUAGCUUUGUCAUGCUUUCAACAGUAUAGGCCCACCAAUAUAUAUAAAAUAAGAAAUAUAUAUAUUGUUUCUGCCCCCAGUGCCUGACAUCGGACUCCUAAAUCCUUAUAAAUUGGGGUGCUAGGACUAUCUUUCAUUCUAAUAUUUAGUCUUUGACCUUGGCUCCUGACACAGAGCUCCUAAAUCUUUGAAAUUUCCUCAUGAUAGGAAUGUCUUUCUUCUAAUGAGACAAUUCUUGGUAGGCUCCUGGAUGGCAUCUAGUAACCAGAAAGACCAAGCUAUGAUUAGAAGCUUGGAAAUUAAAGUCCCACCUUCCAUUCUCCAGAGAGGGGAUAGAAGCUUUAAGUAGGGCUGGUAAUCAAUCAUGUCUGCAUGAUGAAGCUUCUGUGAAAGGCAAGGAAGGCAGAGGUUAGAAAUAACAAAGGACCAGCACCUCAUUUUAUCCAGCUCUAAACCUUUCCCCAACUACCUUGGGAUUAAAAUUCAAGUAUAAGAGGGCUGUCAUGUGAAAUGCCUGUAUACAUGUUAACAUGUUUAUUUGAACUGAAAAAUAGAGUUAGAGUUUUUUCUCCAGAAAACAAUUCUAAUUUGCCUCAUUAAUUUGUCAGUGAAGGCUUCCAUCGCCAGUUACUGGCAGCGCCAAAGGCUCAACAAAACAUGUGUUUCACAGACACAAUUUUCAAUAUAUCAGAAGCCACAUCCUUUGAAACUAUUUCACUUAUGAUUAAAUAUAAAUACAAGCUUAAAAUGGUAAAGGAGUACAAAGACUUUCUAAAUUUUUUUAUGGAGAAUGACAGCAAAAAAGUUUGAAGGCCAGUGUUCUGGCCGCCUCUCUGCUUUCACACAGAGAGGGGAUCCUGGUAGAAGAGCUAAACCAGAGGGGAAGCUUCUCGAGUGGUCUGCUCUCAUGCCCGGCACCAGCAAAUACACCUUAUGGUGAAAAAUGCACUCUCAGCAGAACAUCCAGCAAGUUCCGUGGAAAACUGCAGGUGCUCUUGCCAGCCUCCUGCCUCCCGCCUCCCUUUCCAAACAUCCUGGCAUUCUCACUCUGCCCCUGCCCUGUACCUAAUGUCCCCACUAACAGGCUCCCCUAGACUAUUACUGCCUUCAUGAUGCACUGUCCUAAGUGGCUUUGCUGCCUUGGUCUCAUUUUAACACCCUUACCCUCAAAUGUAGCUGGUCUGAGCUAAAAUGUUGUGAGGGCAACUGUCUGCUUAACCAGUUUCCUAGUGUCAUAAUAUCCCACUAGGCCCUAGAGGAAUAUAUACAAAUUAAGAACAAUUUACUUUGGGUUAUCGCUCUAAUGGAGCCUCAGAUUUGUGGAUUUUCUUGUCAUUUGGAGAUAAUUCUGAGCACCACUCUGCCCAGGGACACCUAGUCUUUGAGGUCAGGCUCCACGCAGAGAAGCCUGAUGCUUCAGAAGAACCCUACAAGAGCUGCCCACUCCAGCCCACUCUUCCUUCUGUUCACCAAACUAAUCCUGGAAACAUUCUCCACAUUGUACGAAUUUCCCAAACCUGGGAAAACAAUGCUAUUUCCCAUAAGUCUUUUCACUUCCUGGCUUCAAACAUCUAUCAUUUGAGGGACUUACAGACCACACAUCAGGUGCUCUCACAUCAGUCACCUGAGGGGCACCAAGCACUCAUCUGUGUAUGUGCACCAGGCCCUUAAUAGGCAGCAUCUCAUUUAAUCCAUCCCAGCAAUCCUGUGCAAUGGGCUCCUACAUCCCAACUUGGUGAAAGAGGCCUGCCCAGUUCACCCAAAGUCAUGCAGCUAUGUGGAUUCCAACUCAGGUUUAUUCAUUCAUUUGAAACCUAGUUUUAGUGAGCACUAGAGUGUGUCUAGGCCCUGUGUCACAUACUGAGCAGGAACAUGGUGAAUUCAGAGCUCUGCUCUCAGAGACCUUAUAUUCUAGAGAAGGGAAAUUAAACAGGUAGAAUGAAAUCAGUCUGUCUCUUCUCUCCUCUGCCCUGCUCUGAGAGACCUCUGACUCCCUGGGAUACAGAAGAAAGCACGUGUGCUGACAAUGUGGCCUCUGCACUCAUGGACUUUGAACAGACAGACUUGAUUUCAAAUCAUGAAAUUAAGGAACUGAAACAGGAGCAGUCUAAAUGAGCACACUCAAUGCCUGGAAGUAAUAUUGCUGUGCAUCUUUUAUCCGACUGUAUAAACUGGUGAAAUAAUGGAUAUGAAAGACUGUCUCAGUGGUUUCAUGAAUCUCCAGUCAGGGUAGGUUUCAUUCCAUUUUCAUCUUGUGUACUUCCCGUCAAGGCUUGACAAUUUCUUCUAUUUUUGUUCAUUUCGCUUUUGCUUCCUGUCAAUUUUUAUAGCAGAAUCUGCCUCAGUUCCACCUGGCAAGAGGUGUGGUAAUAGAACCAAUGCUCAGGCCUUGGCGUUUGUCCACCCUUCUGCUCUGGGGCCUCCUCUGUCUGCGCCGGAGCUGGUGGCACCCCUGCCACCUGGUCUGCCCUGGGCUUGCAGAAGGUAGACACUCGGGUGCCUAAUGGUUCUUCCUGCCCUGGAAUCAUCCCUUCUUCUCCUGUCCCUGUGCACCUGCUGUGUGCCAUGUGAGCGCUAGUCCCCGAGAGCAGGAGGCCUUGGUGGUUGUGGCUGGGUCCUGGUGGAGGCAUGGCUGUGCAGGAGACAGGAGGCCUUACAGCCAUCAGCCACAGAAACAUGCUUUCCCCUCACCUGGAAGAGGAAUGGAAAGCAGUGUGUUGGAUUGGAGCCAUUCUGCAGCCACUGGGAAUAUUCUAGAAAUGAGCCUCUUGCCUAGAAGACUGUCCCAGCGGUAGGUCCUUUGGGGGCCCAAGGGGGCUUCCCCACCAUUUCAGGCCACAGACACAGGCUACAGACUUGACAUCUUCCUGGCCCCCCAGACCACCACCUGUCACCCCAUGGGAGGGAAGAGAGCACAGUGAUUGAGAAGCUGGCUCUGGGCCAGCCAUGUGGGUUCACAGUCCAGCUGCAUGUGCCACAGGUGUGUGACCCAGUUUCCUCACCUGUACAGUAAGGUAGGACUCAUGGAGGGGUAACUGGGAGGAGUGAUGCUUGGAGCAGAGCCUGACAUGCAGCCAACCCUUGGUGAGUGUUGCCAUAAUGCUCCUGGUUCAGGAAGCAGGGCCUGCAGGUUCUGUGACUCUGAGCCACCCUGUCUGGGAUGCUUGGGGGUGUUGACACAGCUGCCCCCUUACCUGAAGCUUCUUGUCACCUCCUCCAGAUAGCAGGCCCUGCUCUUCUCACCCUGGGAGGGGAAGCAACAAGGUUCUGCGUGAGCUUCUGAUUCACUUGCUUCCUAAGCACAGAACAGGCUAAGUGCCUCAUAGAAAACACUCAUGAGAAAGUCGUGAGGCCAGGGUGAUGGCUUUAAAACAACUUACUCAAAAUUAAACAGCUGGUAAGAGCUGCAAGAGGAGUUGGACCCAGACCUGCCCAUCUUCAAUGUCUGCUCUCCCCAUGCUUUGCUGUACAGGCACAUAUGUGCUCCCACUCCAGGAAUGGAGUCACUGUGGUCGCCCUGCACUGUAUCUGGUGCAGGAUGGGCAUGGAGUCCUGCUAGGGGCAACUAGCAAAGGGCCACCAGAUGUUCUUUCCUCUGUUGUCACCCAUUCAUAGGCCACAAGUGCCUCUCAGGCCUAAUUCUUCAAAUAAACAGAUACAUCUAGUCGUUCAUUCAGCAAGCAGUUUUCAGGCCUAGCAUGCGCCAGGCACAUUGUAGACAUUGGGGUGUGUGUAGCAGUGAACAAAACAGGCAAGAUAAUCACAGUAGGAGAUUACGUGUUACUGGUAUGGGGGUGAGAAACAAGUGAUACGUAAACAGCAAUUUCAGAUGACCGGGGUGCUACUGAAAAGGUGAGAUGGGGCUCUGGUUUAGGGAGAAUCACCUUCCAAGAUGAUACAUUAGCUUUUAGAAUUGUAUUUUUUGGGAACUUUGUGAAAUUUGCACCUCCAGCAUUUGCCUUUCCCCAUUGGUGUCCUAUCCAAUUUCAGUCCCAUCCACAAUGGCUUCUCUACAUUGGGCCCUUUCCUUAUACAGUACCACAUUUUGUGGAAAUUUCUGAGAUCUUCCAUUUCUGGGUCCUCUGUUCUUCCCUGAGACACAUGUCACAAACUCCUGUGCAGGCUUCUUAAGGAUCCUACCUUUGGCAAGACCCAUGCCCAAUUUUGAGUUUUCAGAUUUUCCCUAUUUUCACUAAAAUUCGGUUUGAGGGAUGUCCUUUCAUUCUCCUUUUCCUCUGGUUUCUAGGAGAAGUAGGACAAUUUAAAAUUUAGCUUCUGUCUCAUUUCAGGAACCCGAAACUCCAAGUAAGACAAAAUGUAUUCACUUGAAUAUUUAGAUACUUUUUUUUUGUAUUUGACAUUUCAAAAUAAGGGCUAACUAAGCAAGCAUAUUGUAUAUAUUGUAGAAUUGCUACAAAGUGACAACAGAUGUAGAGCAAUAGAGAUAAUGCUUUGGCAGCUCAAAUACCAUAAGCAGUGUUGCCAUUAGUGAGUUAUUUUCCAAAAUGGUAAACAUUGUUUGGUAACCUUCUGAAAAAGGACAUGGGAUUUCCCCUUGAUGUACAUCAUAGUUACAUUAUUGAAAUGUUUAGUGAAAAUCUAAACAGUGCAAGAAUAGAUAAUAAAUAGGUUUUACUUGCAUAAAUGUUUAGUGGGACAUAUAAAAACCAUGUAUUCAAUAUUUUGUACAGAAUUGUACAUCACAUUUCAGUAAGUUGAGCAUUCUUGAGCCCUUUCUUCUAAAUGUUAAGCCACACCUCCAAACUUUAUGGCAAUCAAGAGUGCCCCUGCAAGCCUGCAAGACUAUAGGCAAGAGAAGCUGCACAUGAACACUGUACUCUAUUAGGUUAAAAACUAAGGAAAUCUGAAGAAAAUCUGGAUUUUAAUCAAUAAUAAUGUGUCAAUAUUGGUUCUUUAGUUGUGACAAAUAUACCAUACCAAUUUAAGAUGUCGAUAAUAGGGGGAAACUGGGGAUUCUUUGUAUUAUCUUCAUAGAUAUGUAUCCUGGGGAUUCUAUGUAUUAUCUUCUCAACUUUCCUGUAAAUCAAAAACUAUUCUAAAGUUAAAUUUUUAUUUAAAAAGUGUUUAAUACCCUCACAGAUUUCCAGGUUGCUCCCUAGGAGAUGGUAUUAUUCUGAGAAUUUACUGAGCUAGUCCCAUACUUUAACCUCUGAUGUUUUUCUUUACUCUCUUUGUUCACUUGAAAAAAUUAAACGUAAAAUGGAAUACACACUUCUUUUUUCCUUUUUUUAGGAGGAGCUUAGGAUAUUGUUUCACUUGCCAUGGGGUUUUUGUGAAAUAUUUUCACUAGGUAAUUUGAUUUUCUGCCCAAUUCAUAAUUGUAAUAGUGAUAAUGAUAGUAAUAAUAAUAAUGAUGAUGGCAAUAUUAAUAAUAAACUCCAGAGGAAGGUGGGGAGCAAGUUGGGUUUCUUGUUAACUUCUGAAUAGUUGAGAAUAAUAUACUUGGGAUGGGAUUCUCAGACCUAUUACUGGAAAGACAAGAGAAAACUGUCAUUGGUGUGAUUUUCCUGUAGGCAAUUAGUGUAGCCGACAUUCUUUGCUGUCCAGAAUAGAAAAUGACCUUUAAGAAAAGGGGUAUUAUUCUGUUAAAAUGUGCCAGCCCCAUUAAAGUCUUUUUCUUUGCAAAGAUAGUAGCCUCAAGAGGAGGGAAUGAAUGUCUGACCUGACAUCUUGCUAUAACUCCUUUAAAAGAGCUGUAAUUACUGAACAUAUCAGAAAGGGAGGGAUAUCAAAAAGUCUUUUGCUUUUAUAAGAGCUGUGGGUUUUGUGAAUGUCUGAUUAAGGAAGUUCUGAAAAGAAAAUUCUGAUUAAGGAAGAUAUAGGACUGUCUGAAAACAUCAAAUUUCACCUUAUUAUUGGGAAAGCCAGACCAAGAGAACACUAUGCCAUGCAAAAGUAGAUUAUGUCAGGGGAAAGACCAGAUGAAUGUAACAGCCUCAUAGUGCAGUACACACUCCAGGGAAGUGUAAGCAGACCAUGGGGUAGUGGUGCAGCCUACUAUGAAGCAGAGAGUAAUAUAGAAGACUUUAUGGAAAUAGCUCAUACAGGUGAUACUAGAGAGAAAUCUUACCCUAAUUUUUGUGGGUUUCUCAAAAAAUUUUAGGCCACUGUGUCACUUUACUACUAUAAUUUUGCUUUUGCAAAUAUAUAUGUUGCUCAAUAGUUUAUCUUUUAAUAAAAUUUCCUAUGGAUUUUUGCUUGUAGAUUGGAGACUGAAUGCCAGAAUAUUGAUCUUCCAGAGGAAAAACAUUCCUCAGGUUUCUGCAUAGUACUGAAUUAGAAAUGUACAUACAGCUUUCACAAAUACUCAGUCUCUCCUUUUCCCUGGGAAUACAGCUAAACAAAGUUAGGGUAGACAUGUGACCAAGUUCUUUGCAAUGGAAUGUGAGCAGAAAUGAUGUGCCCAAUUUCUGGGCCUGAAAUUAGAUUUCCUGAAACUGCAUGGAGGAGAGCUACCUGUGCUCUGGAGGACAUGUGUAGCACUAUCAUGUAAAUGAGAAAUAACUGCUUUUGAGUUUGGGCAUUUACAAUUUGGGGUGUAUUUGGUAGAGCAAUACAAUCUCUCCUAAUACAAGUCUCUUGAGUAUUUAGUGAAUAAAUGAAAGGAAAAUCCUUUAUAGAACUAAUAUACUCUUAAGGUGUGGGUAUCUUAUGUGGGAAAUAUUGAUUCAAUGCAAAGUAAAGCAGUAAAAAGGAAUAGAGGAGCAAAAAUAACAUGAGACAUCUAGAAAAUAAAAGUGAAAUGGCAGGUAAAUACAAUGAUUUCAAUAAUAACAUUAAAUGUGAAUUCAUUAAAUAAUCCAAUCAAAGGCAGAGAUAAUCAGGCUGAAUAAAAAAAGAACCCACUAUAUAUUAUCUACAAGGAGAUAUGCUUUAGAUCAAAAGAUAACAGGUUUAAAGUAAAAGGAUGGGAAGAUAUGUCAUAAAAAUAGCAAUUAUAAGAAAGCUGGAGUGGCUACACUAAUAUCAGACAACAUAGAUUUUAAAACAAAAAUGUUACUAGAUAUAAAGAGGGAUAUUUAUAAUAAUAGUUCUGUCCACCAAAAAAAACAUGCACCUACCAGCAGAACCCCAAAUGAUAUGAAGCAAAAAAUGACAGAAUUGAAGGGAAACAACAAUUUCUGGACACUUUAAUACCCUGUUUUCAAUAAAGGAUAUACCAACUAGGCAGAAGAUCAACAAAGAAAUACAAGAUGUAAACAACACCAUAUGCAAAUUAGACCUAACAUAUAUAGAAUACUCUACCCAAGAUAACAGAAUACACAUUCUUCUUAGUGCACAUGGGACAUUCUCCAGGACAGACUAUAUGCUAGCCCAUAAAAUAGUAUUGAUAAAUUUAAAAGGAUUAAAAUCAUACAAAGUAUGUUCUCUGAUUUUAUUGUGAAUAUCCUAGACUAUUCUAAAUAAUUUUAUAAAAUAUAAAUACUCCAAUAGAUAAAUCUUUUUUAAUGUCCAUGAUGAUUUCCUUAAGAUGAAUUUCUAGAAAUGAAGUUUGAGGAUUCAUACUAUCUGGUUUUAAGACUACUCUAAAGGUACAGUAACAAGACAGGGUGGUAUUGGCAUACAGUUAGGCAUUCAGAUUAAUGAAAUAAAUUAGAGAGUCUGGGAAUAGACCUCACAUAUAUGGUCAAUUGAAUUUUGAUGAAAGUGCCAAAGUAAUUAAGUGGGAGAAAGGAUAAUCAUUUCAACAAAUGGCUCUGAAGCAGUUGGAUACUUAUAUGGGGUAAUAUGAAUCUCAGUCCCCCUGCCUUACACAGUGUUAAUGGAACUAGGUCAUACUUUAAUGUAAAUGCUAAAGUAAUGCUAUUCAAAGUAUUCAAUUAAGACACCAUUUCACCUCUUUAAUUGAGAGAGUUUAUAAUAUUCUAAUACCCAGUACUUGCAUUUUCUAAUUAAAUAAAGCACUCUCAUACACUGACUAUGGAAGUGUAAAUUAGUUCAGUUUUACUGGAGGGCAAUUUGACGAUACUUAGCAAAAGCCAUAACUGAGCAACUUCAUUUCUAGAAAUUCAUCUUAAGGAAAUCAUCAUGGACAUUAAAAAAGACUUAUCUGUUGGAGUAUUUAUAUUUCCCAUUGUUCCAUAAUAGAAAAGAAUUGUAGUAAAUAUAUUUACAAAAUAUUAACAAGAUACAAAGUAGUUUAAAUCUAACACAGUACAAUAUUAAGCAGUUCUUUGAAAUGAUAUAGGAGAAUGUUAAUAACAUGGGAAAAUGUUUAUUAUACUCUUAUCAAUUAGGAAAAGUGAUAUUCAAAAUAGUAUAUAUAACGUGAGAUUAUUUUUAAAAAAGCAGAAAUAUGCAAUAGAGCAAUUAUACAAAAGGGAGGUAGGGGAGAGAGAGACAGGAAGAAAGACUGAAAGGGUACACCUCUCAAUUAAAUCUCUGGAGGGUGAGAUCAUGAGUAUUUUUUCCUCUGUGAUUUUCUGUAUUUUCCAUACAAUAAGUAGGUAUGUGUGUAAUUUGGUAAUCAAAAAUGAAAUUACAAAGGCCAUUUAAAAAUAGCAACAGAAAUUGGUAUAAAGGAGAGUAUUUUAAGAUUCCUGAAAAAAUUAUAAUACAGGUGUCUAAUGAAGCUCUGAUGUUUUUAAAAUUAAAUGCCUUAAACAGCAUUUAAACAGAAUAAAAAUGUAAGAGUAAAACAGGCAUACUUUAAUCCAUUUUUUAAAACUUUGUAAUGUUCUAAUAGUCAUCACCUAUCUCUUACAAGUAACCUUUGUUCUCCUAGGGAGAGUAUGGUAAAUGCCUUGGGCCUAGCUGAAGUGUUGUUUAUAACAUGUAUUUAUUCACUCUGUCAGGUCAUGAAAGACUCACAGGAAGUCUGUGCAAGGUACUGUGUGGGCAAGUGGGAAGUUCUGAGCUUUAACAAAUAAGUUUGGCUAAUAUUCAAACAGGUGCUCCUAGUGGCCAUCCUUACUCCAGUUCAUUCAGGUGCACUCUGGAUUAUUGCAAACCAAAUCAUAAUUAGAUUGGUAUGAUUUGUAUAAUCCAAACACAGUUUUUGUUUAGUGAUACAAAAUGGGAAAAGAAUGGUCUCCCAAACUUUUAAAGAAUAAAAAGCCUUUGUUUUUUAUUGGCAGCAAUAUUAUGUUGUUUGACCAAUAAACUUAUUUUUUGAGAAAGCAUUUCCAGUUUGAAUUUUUUUAAGAGAAGAAGAUAUAAUGGAUUUAGUGCUGUAGUAAAUCCAAAUAAUUUAUGAUGAUGAUUUAUGAUCCCAAAGAAAAUACAAUUACCUCCAAUAUAAUUCUGUCUGCAGAGAAGGGACAGUAAAGUAUUGCUCCCCUCCUCUGGUAAUAGUAUUUUGGAAUUAAUAUAGUGCUUUAUAAUGUAUUAGCUCAUGAUUCUUCCAAUGUCCUUUGGAGGGAGGCCGAGCAGGCAAUGUUAAUUCGAUCCUGUCUGCAAAGAAAAUGGAUCCCAGAGUUUAGGUAAAUUUGCUGUGAGUUAGAGAUGUCUAAGAGAAGGAAAUGGGAACUAAGGUGAUGUUUAGAAAGGAUAUUGGCUGUUGGAAGCAGAUAAAAUGCCUGUGACUCAUGACAGUCUUUUGGGAAGGUCAAUCUUGUUCAUAGUUUUCACAUAUGUAAAAAAGGGAUUAAUUCCCACUUGGAAGAUUGUUACGAGACUUAGAAUUAUAUCUGUAAUACAUGUAUAUUAGAUAUAUUAAGUAUCUAGAAUCUGUCUUUAACAGCUGUCUCCUUUCCUUUCUCUUAAAUAUCUCUAUAUUUAUGGGGUCACUUGUAGCUGAACAUUUUAAGUGUGGUACCAGCAUUAAUUGUGGGAUGUAAGUGCUAUGCCAUUUUAGCUGUUUCCUAGAGUCACUUGGAAUUUAUUUUGUGGGGCUGGUUCUUCCCUCGCUCCAGAUGAAAUUUAGGGCAAGUCCUAUGAUUUACCACUUUUAGUCAAUAAAAUGUUCUUCAAAAAAGUAAUAUGUUUGGUGACAUGUAAUCAUUAAAACUUUAGUCUCCAUUUAAAGCUUAAACUUAUUCCUCUACCUUGCUUAGGUAAAGGUCCACAAGAUGGACGUGUUUGGCUUCUUUCUUCCCCUUGAAGAAGUCGUCUUUCUCCAGCUUGCUGACUCCAUCAGAGCCACAACAGAAUAGAAAGGACAGGAAAGGACUGGUAGGCUGCUGCUUACUUGACUAAAAGGGCUGUGAGCAGUGCUGAGUUCUGUGCCCUGACACCUCUGGAAGUUCUCUUGUUCUCUCAUGGGGCUCUUUCAUGGGGUCUUUGCAGACUCCUUGCCCAUCCAGUUACUAGGAAACUCUUGUGCAGUUUCCUGUUGGGUAUCAUGCACUCUCCCUGCCUGCCCGCUUUUGUCUACUUUUUCAGUCUCCAGACAUCUGAUGGUACUCCCCACAUUUUUUUUUUUAUGUUAUAAUUUAUCUCUUCAGACAGCCCUUCAACGCUUUUAGACAGGAUCUAAGACAGCUCCACUCUUUCUCUUGCAUAGCCCACAUCUGGUGCAGGAGAAACAUUCACAUAUUCUUUGUAUCAACAAACUGGGAGUGUAACUUGCCUAAAGCAGCAGCUUCUCUUUCACUGUAUUGUGAAACUGGUUGGCAGACAUUUCUUAAGCAUGAUCCUCAAAACCCGUGAGACUCAGAUCAAAUUCAACUCCUUUUUACUUUCAAUGUAGGUGAGGGUGGCAAGGGUCACAAAACUGACUUCCAACCACUACUUACUUCCUUUGAAGAUUCUGUAUCAUGGGCUUGCAGAUCAUUUUGGAAUAGGAUAUCUGUUGUCUUGGUAUCUUCAUCUGAUAUCUAUUUACAGCCUGUUAAUUUUGCAUUACUUUAUAUAAAUCCUGUGUUCCUAUGAAGUUGAUUAUAAAUUGUUUUUAUUAAUUGAAUCUCAUUUUGCCAUUGACUUUAAUAAUAAUUCCAGAGGUGCUUUAUUGUUUCUUUCUGAUUUGUUUUUAAGUGGAACUGACUUUGGAACAUUGGACAAAUUAGGAAUAAUCUGACCUACUGAAAGCCACAAGCCAAUUCAACUCAAUAAGGAAAAUCUGUCUGUACGUCUGUGUCCUCUUCCAGAAAAUGCUCUUCUCCCUUUUCCUUUUAUUUAGAUACAUUGGGAACCCCAAUGCAUUGACAUAAUCUUGGGCCUAUAGACAUUGCUAAUUGUUCCAGUGGUGAGUGCCAAACCUAAGUUGAGGAGUGCCUUAUGAAGAUUUGGAGAACUUAGUACCAGAAAGACAUGAAGAGAGGCUCUUUCUGGUGCUUGAGACGGUAAGAGAAAGAAUAGAGCUGUGACAACCAUAUUUUCUACCAUGUGAAGAAAACUGAUCUGCAUUGUGGGAGAAGUUGGAAGCAGGAGCAGAGAGAGGAGCAGAGAUACAAGAUAGAGAAUCUUGAGGCUGUUCCAGUUCAUGGCUCUUCUCUUACCUGAGUUCCUGCUGUAGUCCUCUUUACAUAAGUUAACUCAAACUGGAUUUUUGGCAGUUGUAUUUUCCAAACACUGUCUUAUUUAUAAAAGCCUGCUAAGGUUUCUUAGAACAAUUUUUUUUUUUGCAAAGAGAAAACAUAAAUUUAGGAUUUAAAUGUGGUAAUACACUGUAUACAAACAUGUAAUAUUUUGCCUUAGAGUCAACCUCUAGAAGACAUUUGAAGCUGUAUAAACAUCAAGAGAGGAUUAAUUAAAAUCAACAACAGUAACAAAGUGGUACAUUUUGACAACAGGAAGUUUCAGGGGUUAUGAAAGAAACUUCUAACCAUCUCGUCCUUUUUUUUGCAGCUCAAAGUUACAUUAUAUACUUAAGGGCUUAAAUAGAUGACUGAGUCACUAAGAAAUCAUUCACAGGGAUCACAAAGUUCCUGACUCCACAUGAACGUUUGAUUUUAUUAUUGAUGGAAGGAUGCUGAUGUGAAGAAUUGUUUUUGCAGAAAAAUUGAGGCUUCUGAAAUUGUUCAGUCCCUCCAAAUACUGGGUCUAACUAUUUCUGAACAGCAGGCAGAGUUGAUUCUUCAAAGCAUUGAUGCUGAUGGGACAAUGACAGUAGACUGGAAUGAAUGGAGGGACUAUUUCUUAUUGAAUCCUGUUACAGACAUUGAGGAGAUCGUCCGUUUCUGGAAGCAUUCUACUGGAAUUGACAUUGGAGAUAGUUUAACAAUUCCAGAUGAAUUCACAGAAGAUGAAAAGAAAUCCGGACAGUGGUGGCGGCAGCUUUUGGCUGGAGGCAUCGCGGGAGCCGUCUCUCGAACCAGUACCGCCCCUUUGGACCGCCUCAAAGUCAUGAUGCAGGUCCAUGGUUCAAAAUCAGGAAAAAUGAACAUAUAUAAUGGCUUUCGACAGAUGGUGAAAGAAGGAGGUAUCCGCUCCCUUUGGAGAGGAAAUGGUACAAAUGUCAUUAAAAUUGCUCCUGAGACAGCUGUUAAGUUCUGGGCAUAUGAACAGUACAAGAAGUUGCUUACUGAGGAAGGGCAGAAAAUAGGGACAUUUGAGAGAUUUGUUUCUGGUUCCAUGGCUGGAGCAACGGCACAGACUUUCAUUUAUCCUAUGGAGGUUUUGAAAACCAGGCUAGCUAUAGGCAAAACUGGACAAUACUCUGGAAUAUUCGAUUGUGCCAAGAAGAUUUUGAAACAUGAAGGCAUGGGAGCUUUUUACAAAGGUUAUGUUCCCAACUUAUUAGGCAUCAUACCUUAUGCAGGUAUAGAUCUUGCUGUGUAUGAGCUCUUGAAGUCCUAUUGGCUAGAUAAUUUUGCUAAAGACUCUGUCAACCCCGGAGUCAUGGUUCUGCUGGGAUGUGGCGCUUUAUCCAGCACCUGUGGUCAGCUGGCCAGCUACCCCUUGGCUUUGGUGAGAACACGCAUGCAGGCUCAAGCCAUGGUAGAAGGAACACCACAGGUGAACAUGGUGGGCCUCUUCCGACGAAUAGUUUCCAAAGAAGGAAUACCGGGACUUUACAGAGGCAUCACCCCAAACUUCAUGAAAGUGCUCCCUGCUGUAGGCAUUAGCUAUGUGGUUUAUGAAAAUAUGAAACAAACUCUAGGAGUAACCCAGAAAUGACACGUUGAAUUUUUUUGCUUUAGCCAGAUUAUUGAAACUUUCAGCAGUCUCUGAAUUAUGACUUUUUCUCCUAGAAUUGCAACAAGUCUCUGGCAAAAGGAGUCCUACUUUUUUCAGAAAAGGGAAGAGCAGAUCAAUGAUCACUUCAGACAUUUGGGCUUAAUUUUAUAUAUACAGAAAUGUUAAAAAUCACAAAGUUGUGUUUCAUCUUUUUUCUUAUUUGUCCUUUCUACAAAUCCCUGCAUUGAAUCCUAAAUCUGAAAAAUGUAUGGCUUGAAUAAAAUUUGUUUUGUGUGGUAGGAUUAUAGACCAUUAAUCUUUAUUUUGGUUGAUUCAAGUUUAUGCCAGUUCCUUUAAAGUUACAUGUCUUAAAAACAGAAUGACUAGAAAAUAGAAAAUCUUGAAACUCAAAUUGCUUUAUGUAUUUUGAAUGUCUUCAUUGACUUAUUAAAAUUUUCUUGUAGAACCAGUAAUAAAAAAAUCAUUGCAUGAAAGUAUACUUCACAGCAGCCAAAUAACUAAUAAGAUGUACGUCCUUACCUUUCUUUAAGCCGAAUAAGAACAUACGUGGCAGAGGUUUAAGGCAUGUGAACACCCGAGCCCAUUCAUACUGCUUUUGUGUGAGGAGCAGUGAUAAAAUGGUAUUUAUUUCAGUGGGUCUGUCUCCACUAUCACUGUGCUGUGGCUUGGUUCCUGGGCUGACACACUCAUGGUCACUCUGUUACUCUUAUGUUACCAACACAAAGCCCCUUACUCUGUUAUUGCUUUGAAAAAUAUCAGGAAACAAAACCCUUUUACUUCUAUCAGUGUCUGAAGAGCAUCUCUCUUUUCUUUGUCCUUUUUUCCUACUUGAAUCAGAUUCUGUUUUAAUCACCAAGUCUUCCAAGGACCCUUCUUGGUUAUCUGAAAUUUCUUGAUUACCUGAGUGGGUUGAUCACAGGUGAGUGACAUUCUCAUUUCCCCCUCACUAUCAAGUUUUUUGAACCUGCAAUUUUCAAUUUGGGCAUGCAAACCUGGGACAGUAGUACAUAUUAAUAGUAGCCUAUAGUAAUCAUAUAUGUUAGGUACCUAUGUUUAAUGAAAGGCCCAAUUUAUAAACAUGUACAUUUAUACUCUCUCUUACCCCAAGUUUUAGGAACAUAUUAAGAUAGAUGCAACUUAAUUUAUACUAUCAAUACCAUGUUUUUAUUUUACUAAAGUCAUCUUUGUAGUCAACUAUCUUUCCUGAUUUGUGUGACUAGGACUUAGAAAAACAUUUAUUAGCUGAAAUUAUUCUUAUUAGUUCCUAAACUUGUUUGAUUUCUAGUAAUUUCUGUUUUAAAUUGCCAACAUUUUAAUGAUAAUCUAGUGACAUAAUAGGCAUUUAUUCUGUUUGAACCUACCUCUUACGUUUUCUGAACCAAAGAGAAAUGUUGGAUUUGUAUUUGUGAAACAUAUUCUAAAAUGUAGUUUUUAUUGUAUUAGCUAUGCCUGAUAAAUGUCUCACUAUUUUUAUAAUACAAAUGAUAAGCAUGGGACUCUAUUUUCAGGGCUGUUUGUACUUUUGAGUAAUACAUAAGUGACAAGGUGCAUGAUUUUUUUACUCAAAAAUUAUGGCAUGAAUAACUGAAAUUUCAAGCUACUGAAAACUAGUCAUUGUUCAUUAUGAAGUAAAAUUGUUUGCUACUUAACAUUUGUAAGGUAUGAAUGUGAUUUAUCUGUGUGUCUUGUAUGUUUUGAAAAAAAUGAUCUUAUAUCUUUUGAAAAGAGCCUGGAGUUGAAGAUAGCUUUAUUUCGGCAUUUUUGCAUUUACAUGCCCUUUAUAUUAAAAAAAUACAUAAUAUGUUUGUUUUUGAAA
This is a messenger RNA of Manis pentadactyla (Chinese pangolin), 16779 nucleotides long. RefSeq names its product solute carrier family 25 member 24 (gene SLC25A24). Gene Ontology annotation, cellular component: mitochondrial inner membrane. The transcript is spliced from 11 exons. Bases 13926 to 14942 code for a protein of 338 amino acids. NCBI's taxonomy places the organism in Eukaryota, Metazoa, Chordata, Mammalia, Pholidota, Manidae. The record is from RefSeq and is a predicted model, not a curated record. Gene Ontology annotation, molecular function: calcium ion binding; ATP transmembrane transporter activity. Gene Ontology annotation, biological process: transmembrane transport.